GACCAGCUCUUCGACAUUCCUGUAAAAUAAUAAAUGAGGUCACAUGAUCUAUGAGUGUAUUUCUAAUUAAUUUCUAAUAUAUAUUUAUGUAUAUAUAUAUAAAUAUGCAUACUGUGUAUAAUGUCUUAAUGAAUCGAAUGAAUCUCAACCUGCUUCUGAAACUUGUCCAGCUUGUGCCAUACUUUCUCUCGAUCUCUCACACACCCAUCCAGAGCUGAUGACACGCCCAGCCUGCUUGCUCUGAUGCAUUUUAAAGAUGAAAAGGAGGCACGGUCCUAUCAGCGAGACCUUCACAACACACACAUAUACAUACACGUACACAUAGAGCAAAGGAAAGCCAUAGCUACAGAUGUCUCCGUGGCGAAAAUGUAACAACCCUGAGCAGGAAACAUGACAGGAAGAGGGGUGGUGAGUGUGUAAAACUUGCUUUCUAAUCUUCCUCUCUAAAACGUUAGUACUGCUGUGAAAGAUGGACUGCAACGGAGGUGCUGAGAAGAAGACUUACAUGACUGCCGUUACUUUGGAGCUGAAGCCAUCAAGAGAUUCUCCAACUCCAGGAUGUGGGCUGAGGAGCCCGGAGAACGGGACGGCGACGGAAGACAAAGAAAAGACAGACGUGGAUGCAUCGAAAGCUGUCACACCCAAGAGAAGAGCUGCCAGUGGAACAGGCCCUGCGGUUGAGUUUGUGGACCCUGUGGACAAGGUGCAGGUGCGGGUUGGGGAGACCGCACGACUUUCUUGCUCCUUCAGCUUCUCGGGGCCGACGGCGUCCUGCUGGAUCCACAACAGGAAAAAGGUUGUGGUGGACGGAGAUCGAACUCGCAUCGAGCGCAGCACUAGUGGCAGUGUCUUGACCAUCUCUGAAGUUCUUCCUGUGGACGUAGGAAGCUACACGAUCUUUGUUCAAACUCGACAAGGCAUCGCUGAACAUACGAUUCUUCUCUGCAUUAACAAUCGACCGGAACGCCCCGCGUCGUGUCCGUUCGUGUCCCAGCUGACUCCCAGUUCUUUAGUUCUGUCCUGGAGUGGACCGAGUUACGAUGGUGGUUCACCAAUCGCAGAUUACGUGGUAGAGAUGCAAAGUUUCGGGCCAGCUGAAUCCGGGGACUGGACCGUGCUCACUUCCGAGUGUAAGGACACGACGUACCGGGUCCGCUCGGGCCUUGACGCACAGGGCGAGUACCGCUUCCGUGUACGAGCCUGCAACGCUGUGGGGGUCAGCGAUCCCAGUGAAGAGUCCGACUGCAUCAAGAUGGCUACAGCAGGGGAGCCACAGGAGGAGACUCCUACAGAAGUCGAGAUUGUUGUUGACACCACGCACAAGGUCAAAGAUUGCUACAACAUCCAUGAAAAAUUAGGAGUAGGGAAGUUCGGCCAGGUGUUCCGACUGACCCAUAAGGAGACGGGUCGCGUGUGUGCCGGAAAGUUCUACCGUGCGAUCGGGUCCAAGGACAAAGAAGCGGCUCGAGAGGAGAUCAAGAUGAUGAAGGAGCUGCGCCAUCCGAAGCUGGUGCAGUGUCUGGGAGCGUUCGACACCCGCUCAGAGAUCACCUUGAUCAUGGAGUACAUUGCUGGCGGUGAGCUCUUCGAACGCAUCGUGGACGAGAAUUUCGAGCACACGGAGCCCAACAGCAUGCAGUAUAUGCGGCAGAUCCUGGAGGGCAUCCUGUAUCUUCACCGCAAAAACAUCGUCCACCUCGACCUGAAACCUGAGAACAUAGUGUGCCUCAACACCACCGGGACGCUCAUAAAGAUCAUCGACUUUGGCCUGGCCAGAAAAAUCGAACCUGGAAAGCUUCUUAAGGUGAUGCACGGCACGCCCGAGUUCGUGGCUCCGGAGGUCGUCAACUUCGAGCCUGUGGAUCUGGCGACCGACAUGUGGAGCAUCGGGGUGAUCUGCUACAUCCUGCUGAGCGGAGAGUCGCCGUUUCAGGGGAGUUCAGACGUCGAGACUCUCGCGCUGGUCACCGCUGGAACCUGGGAGUUUGACCUAGAGUUUGAUGACAUCACAGACGAGGCCAAGGACUUUAUCUGCAAACUGCUGAAGAAGGAGUUAGGGUUCGUGCACUUAUUUUAUUUUUUUCCUUCUCUAUUGUAUGGAUGUACACAUGUUGAUAACGGUCUUUCUUUAUCCCUCUGUCUCACGCACAGGAAGCGGAUGUCCUGUGAACAGGCUUUGGCUCAUCCGUGGAUGGCGUCGUCCUCUGGACGAGUCACAAAAACCCUGAACAAAGACAAGAUGCGGCGUUUCCUGGCCAGGCGACGAUGGCAGAAAACCGGUAAGGCCGUGCUGGCGCUGAAGAGGAUGACGCACCUCUCCAACAGAUCGGACGGCUCGGAUUCUCCUCCCAGCCAAGUGAAUGACACGGCUCUGGGGAAGGAGGCGAAAGAGGCUGUUCUGGCUCUGGAGCAGCAGCUGAGGAGCGAGCCAAAUUUCCCACAAGCCCUUCACAACCUUACGGAGCCCUGCGGCGCUACUGUACGCAUGGCCUGCAUCGUCCAAGGUUAUCCCGACCCGGAAGUGGUGUGGCUGCUUGAGGACGAGCCUCUGGAGGAGACGGAGCGCGUGCAGAUGGAGUACAAAGAGGACGGGCUAUGUACGCUCACCCUCACCCGGGUGCAACCGAGGGAUUCUGGGCUGUACAAGAUCCGAGCCACUAACCACCUGGGUCGGGCGCUGUGUUCGGCGAGGCUCACCGUGGCAAACUAGAGGCGUGGGGGGGAUCUAGAGAGGAAGGUGCGGUUGUGUAGAGCUGCAAUUGUUCAAGAACAAGGGUCCAGCGCAGCCGAAAAAGAACGCUUGACAAGGAUUAAGGUCUCCGGGUCCCGAUUAUCACAAAGGCACUUUGAUGCACGAUUCACAUGAUACUAGAGAGAGACCAUUCUAUCAAUUUUAUUUAAUUUUUUUCUUCCACCACUAUUGUCACUUAAGGACACGUCUGCAUUAUUAUCUAUAGAGUUAAAUGUUCGCAAUGUACACCGACCACUUUA
Molecule: messenger RNA, 2991 nt
Organism: Ictalurus furcatus (blue catfish)
Lineage: Eukaryota; Metazoa; Chordata; Actinopteri; Siluriformes; Ictaluridae
Product: myosin light chain kinase, smooth muscle-like
Exons: 13
Coding region: 470-2710 (746 amino acids)
Biological process (GO): protein phosphorylation; positive regulation of apoptotic process; intracellular signal transduction
Cellular component (GO): cytoplasm; nucleus
Molecular function (GO): protein binding; ATP binding; protein serine/threonine kinase activity
Source: RefSeq, a predicted model, not a curated record